AUGGGUGUCAAGCUCCUGCCUUCGCACGGCUUCUCGCGAGCGAGCCGGAUCGAUGACGCGAUGAAUCUGCGUGCGAAACGGAACGCCCGGACGGCCGAAAGAAGUCCGGUUGCAGUCUCCUCAGACGAUCGGAGGACCGGAACGCCCGCCGAACCGCGCCGAGAGGUGAGCGAGAAGGAGACUGAUCCAAGAAGCCGGUCUUGGAAGCCGCUCUGUGAAGUGGAUUCACGCACCUCCAUCUUUGGUCCAACGCUGUCCUCGAAGCGACUGCAUCCGAGGAGCGAGGCAUGGUUGGUCUUCCUCAAUGAUUUCAGGGAGAGCAGCCACGAGAUAAGUGUGGAACAUUUCCUAUGGAAACUGAAGGAGAGCAGCGAGCCAUUCAGCGAGAUCUUUCCCGAUGACAACUGACGAUGGAGCAGCACCAAGCUGAAGCACACUUCCCCAAAUAGGAUGGUUCACGGUGCAGCGAUGGCGUGCGGAGGACGAGCGACGCUGCUGGACCUGCCCAUCGAGGUGAUGGAGCACGUGGUGAGGAGCUCGAGCCUGAGCAUGGAGGACGUGGUGCACCUGAGCGUCGCCUGCAGGUCGCUGCACGCGAUGGGGCUGUGCGAGAACCGGCGGAUCUUCCGGGAGAAGUUGGCGCAGAGGUGGCCGGUGCCGGGGGCGGUGCUGGGGCGGGAGGUGGACUCGAAGAGGGAGGUGGACUUCAAGAGGGAGUACCUGUGGAUGCGGAG
Messenger RNA from Darwinula stevensoni, 734 nucleotides. The record is from the annotation of a GenBank genome assembly. Lineage: Eukaryota; Metazoa; Arthropoda; Ostracoda; Podocopida; Darwinulidae.